Messenger RNA from Diaporthe citri, 2055 nucleotides. RefSeq lists its product as uncharacterized. Lineage: Eukaryota; Fungi; Ascomycota; Sordariomycetes; Diaporthales; Diaporthaceae. The transcript is spliced from 2 exons. The record is from RefSeq and is a predicted model, not a curated record. Gene Ontology annotation, molecular function: protein serine/threonine kinase activity; ATP binding. Gene Ontology annotation, cellular component: cytoplasm. Gene Ontology annotation, biological process: intracellular signal transduction; protein phosphorylation. The coding region runs from base 1 to 2055 and encodes 684 amino acids.
AUGUCUACCUCAAUGCGCGCCCGUACGUCAUGCAAGAGGCCAGACGCUCUCAACCCGAUAAAUACGCAAGGGGGUGGGUAUGAGACUACCUCUUCUCCUACUCAGCUAAAGCGAGGUGUCGUUCCAAGCAACUACAAAGAGGACAGGGAAGACAACGUUUCGUUCAGCGAGUCGCAUUUUGCUCAGCUACAAGAGCAAGAAAUCACCAACAACUACCUACCCCCAGGCAAUGGCAAAGAAAAUACGGAGGACAAUGUUUCCUCCAGCAACUCGCGCGACAGAGAGGAGAAUGUCUCCUCCAGCGAAUCGCGACACAGGGAGGAGAACGUCUCUGUUACCGAUUCGCUUCACGCUUAUUUGCAAGAGCAAGAAAUCAUCAACAACUACCUACCCCCAGGCAAUGGCAAAGAGGAUAGGGAUGAGACCCUCUCCUUCGGCGAGUCACCUGACCCUACCAAAAAGGAGGAUGUCCAAGAGGUCACCCAGUCCCACAUUUCCGCCCAGAAAAUCGCGGGGAUUCACAGCCUACAACAGGAGCGGCUACCGGAGCUGAGGGUGCUCUUCCAGCAGCCUGAUGAUCAUGAUGUGUGCAUCAAAGUCACUGCUGCGGAACCCUCUGAGGUUUGGCUGGACGAUCAGAGUAUGGGAUUCGGACCCCGCGAUCGGGUGGUCGGUGCAACUCAGGGCAUUCUCGGAGCAAGGUGCGUCUUGGAAGCCCGUCGCAUCAAGGCCACCAUGUUCUUCGUUCCGUUGAAGGAUGACAUGGUCCUUUACAAUGAAACGAAUCGUACACUUUCCCUUGAAAGCGUGCCCAAAGGCUUCGAUGUACGCGAUAUACCGCCAAAAGAAUAUGAAUUUGCCUACCCCGGAUUUUGGCGACUCUAUGAUAACGAAACCUCCGUCGAGUUCCUACUCCGACCGUGCCGCUACCGCCUCCUUCUGACAGAGAAUUUCAGCAAAAGAACGGCCAGGGAACUUUUGUCGCCCCCUGAAAGGGAAAUGCUUUCAACUCGGGCUGCUACGACAAGAGCUACUGAAGCCCCUGCGGCUCGCGGCCAGAAGACAAUGGUCCGAAGGUGCUUGGCCAAUGUCGAUCUUUUGAACAGAACCGGGCUCGCCAAAGACCAGACUCUUAACGUGGUGAACGGAGUCACAGGCCAGAGGGAAUACUCUAUUACGCUCAUCAACCGGUACAGAAAGAUUUCAAACCAAGUGGAUGUUUUCAAGGCGAUCUGGGCCCGGGAGGGUUCCGAGCCGAUGGCAGUCGCUGUCAAGGUUCACAAGAUAACCUCCGCUCGGCCAUAUGAUGCCGCCGCCGCUAUUAAGGGCUGGGAGCGAGAACUCGAGGCACACAAGGAUCUUCACCAUCCGUGUAUCGCCAAGCUCAUCUCUUUCGAUUCUCGCCUGCUCGCUCUGAUCGUAGAAGACCAAGCUCUGCACGAUCUUUCUGCCCCUUACUGGUGCCUCCGCGACGGGUCGUCUGCGCUAUGGUUCGGAGGCGACAUCGACGAUGCCUGCCGCAUCGCUGCGGACGUCUCCAGCGCAUUGGAGUACCUCGACGAGCAAGGCAUCGUCCACAACGACAUCAAACCGGCAAAUAUCAUUUACGGCGGAGCAAGUGCUGAAGUUGGGGCCAGGGCUGGUGCCCUCCUCAUUGACUUUGGUCUUUCAAGAGUGAUGAAGGACCAAAAUGAGGAUUUGGGUGGUGGAUCACCAUGUUACAUGGCGCCUGAGUGGAUGAGUGGACGCAGGGAUCCGCCAGCGGAUGUCUACUCCUUGGGUGUUGUCAUGCUCUAUCUCCUGCGUUCAUUUCCUCUCCCGAAAAAGGAGAACGAUUGGAACCUCCUGGAGGCCCGGAGGAAGGAACCCGGCGCAGUGGAAGCUAUGAAAAAUUGGCUCGCUCACGUUAGAGAGACAAGCGACGGUCUCCAACGCCCUGUGAGGAGUGAGAAGGAGACUAGACUCCGGCGACUCGUGGUCAAGAUGCUGCAGCCCAAAAGUGACCGGAUCUCCGUGCGUGACCUAGUUAAGGAGACUUGUGAGUGGAGGGUUUGA